GCCAGUGACCGUGCAGCUGCUCGAGUGAACGCAUACACACAACAACGAGAGAAUCGCUUGGCAUCUCUUACUAAACCUGACGAAGAAUCACGAAAAGAUUUCAAAAAGCUAUAUGAAAGCGCCUACACUGAAAAUGAAAAGUUGAAAAGCAACCUCCGAGAAGCCCAGCUGGAGCUUGCAGAUAUCAAAGCCAAGCUGGAAAGAGUUGUGAAGAAACAGGACCAAUCCUCAAGUCAGGCUGGACUGCUAGAGGUUGAAAAGAGAGAGAAGAGGGUUUUGGAACGCAGGAUGACGGAAAUGGAAGAUGAUCUUAAGGUUGUUACAGACCUAAAAUCUGAUAACCAGCGUCUGAAAGAUGAAAAUGGAGCCUUGAUUCGAGUAAUAAGC
Messenger RNA from Staurois parvus, 387 nucleotides. Lineage: Eukaryota; Metazoa; Chordata; Amphibia; Anura; Ranidae. The record is from the annotation of a GenBank genome assembly.